AUGGUUAAACUAAGAGCGCAAGCUGUGUCAAAGAAACGUGUUUGUAUAAAUAAAAAAUGGCAAAGAAUCAUAUUCAUCGAUGAAAAGAGGUUCAAUUUAAACGAACCUGAUGGCCUCCACUAUUGUUACCAUGAUUUACGAAAGGAGCAACAAUUUCUGAGUCGUCGAACUGCGUGUUGCAGCGAUAUAAUGAUUGGGGGAUGUAUUGACCACUUCGACAUUAAAAUUACUAGAAUUUGCCAGAAUCGCGGAAUUAUCAAAAUUAUUAGCGAAAUUAAAACAGCCAGUACUAUUAGAAUUACUAAAAGUAUUAAAAUUAUUGUCAUUAUUAAAAUUCUUCUGCUAUGCAAAAUGAUCAGAAUGAUAAUCAUUUUUGUUAGAAAUUUCAUAGAUGUGA
Heterotrigona itama is the source of this 397-nucleotide messenger RNA. The record is from the annotation of a GenBank genome assembly. NCBI's taxonomy places the organism in Eukaryota, Metazoa, Arthropoda, Insecta, Hymenoptera, Apidae.